AUGGAUGGUUCCUGCAAUAAAAAUAUUGUUGUGUUUGGUUUUCUUUGGUUGCUUACCUUAUCAGAUGUUGAUUUAUACAUUUACAGCGCAUCCUCUCAAGCUCAGUGCCCUCGAAAUACUUCAAACAGGCUUGCCUCUUGGUCUCCCCAUGAAAUUAAUUGUUGCAACUGGGAGUUCGUUGUUUGUAGCAACAUCACAGGCCACAUUCUUGAGCUUCACCUCACAACUCCACCUCCUUCAGAGUUAUAUGAGACAUCAAAGUUUGGUGGUGAGUUACAUUCUUCUAUGCUUGAUUUGAAGCAUUUGAAUUGCCUAGACUUGAGUGGUGAUGAUUUCGGUGACAUGCAAAUUCCUACUUUUCUUGGUUCAAUGGCUAGCUUGACAUAUCUUAACCUAUCUCAUGCUCGGUUUCGUGGAAGCAUCCCUCUUCAUUUAUGGAAUCUUUCCAAUUUAAUCUAUCUUGACCUUAGAGCUAAUCAUUUUGAAGGAAGUAUUCCUCAUCAAAUUGGAAGUCUCUUCAAUUUGAUCUACCUUGACCUUGGAAAUAAUUAUCUUAAUGGAAGCAUUCCUCAUCAAAUUGGAAAUCUCUCUAAUUUGGUCCAUCUUGGCCUUGGAGGUAAUGAUUUUAGGGGAAGCAUUCCUCAUCAAAUUGGAAACCUCUCAAAUCUAAACUAUCUUCAACUUGAAGGUUUUUAUCAAUUUCCCAAGGAUGGAUAUGUACUGAUGUCAACAUCUAUUGAAAAUCUUCAUUGGCUUUCAGCUCUGUCUUCACUCCAAUAUCUUGAGCUCAUUCAAGUAAACCUAUCCAAUGCCUUUGAUUGGUUGCAGGUUCUACAUUCACUUCCCACCUUGAGAGAGUUGCACUUGUCAGACUGUCCCUACUUUCCUUCAUGGAUUCAGUCACUAAACCAUCUUUAUUAUUUGGACAUCUCCAACACAAAGAUUUCGGAUUAUAUUCCAACUUGGUUUUGGGACACAAUAGGCAAUAAUCUCCUGUAUUUGAAUCUCUCUCACAAUCAAAUUGAAGGGGAGCUUUUGAGAAUGCAUAUAAACACAACUUCCUCCUUUGCUAUUGUUGACUUGAGCUCAAAUAAAUUACAUGGCCAAUUACCUUAUGCAUCACAAAAUCUGAUGUUCAUAGACCUUUCAAGCAACUUGUUUUCAGGAUCGAUUGCUCAUUUCUUGUGUCAUAAACAAGAGGAGACAAUGAUGUUAGAAGUUCUUAAUUUGGCAUCAAAUAAUUUAUCAGGUAAAAUACCUAAUUACUGGAUGACAUGGCCAUAUCUUCAAAGAGUGAACUUAGAGAAUAACUAUUUCACUGGGAUCUUAAACAUAUCCAUAGGAUCCUUCCCAUGUUUGGCAACAUUGAACCUUCACAAUAAUAAUCUUUCUGGAAACUUUCCUACUUUUUUGAAGAACACGAGCAACGUGGUUUCCUUGGAUUUAAGAAGGAAUCAAUUUUCAGGAAGGAUUCCAUCAUGGGUUGGACAAAGGUUGUCAAAUUUAAAGAUCCUUAUUCUUAGAUCGAACAAAUUCACUGGUCCAAUUCCUCAUCAACUUUGUGGCAUGAGUGUUUUGCAAAUUUUAGACCUUGCACAAAAUGAGUUGACAGGACAUAUACCAAAAUGUGUCAAGCAUUUGAGUGUUAUGUCGGUAAUUAAUAGUAGUUUAGACUCAUCCAUUUCUUUUCAAGACGUUUAUAUUGAUGCAUUAUUGGUGGUUGAACCACUAUUAUUGAAAGGAAGAGUUUGUAAUUAUAGCACCAUCCUUGGUCUUAUCACAAGUAUCGACUUUUCAAGUAAUGAAUUAUCUGGAGUGAUACCAAUAAAACUUGCAACACUUGAGGGACUCCAUUUUUUGAACCUUUCAAAUAACCUUUUUAUUGGCCAAAUUCCUCAAAACAUCGGCAAUAUGAAAUCAUUGGAGUCUAUGGAUUUUUCAAGAAAUCGUAUCUCAGGUGAAAUCCCGCCAAGCAUGUCUGAGUUAAGCUUUCUAAGCUUUCUAGACUUGUCUUGCAAUAAUUUGAAGGGGAAAAUUCCAACAGGGACCCAAUUGCAAAGCUUUGAAGCAUAA
Prosopis cineraria is the source of this 2073-nucleotide messenger RNA. Its product is annotated as receptor-like protein EIX2. NCBI's taxonomy places the organism in Eukaryota, Viridiplantae, Streptophyta, Magnoliopsida, Fabales, Fabaceae. The record is from RefSeq and is a predicted model, not a curated record. Gene Ontology annotation, molecular function: protein binding. Bases 1 to 2073 code for a protein of 690 amino acids. The transcript is spliced from 3 exons.